CCUCCACUAACUUCAUUCCCACGCCGAUAACUCCAUCAUGAAGAUCUCUCUGCUCCUCUCCUUAGUCGCCUGCUGUGCCCUCGUCACGGCUGAGAAUGACGAGGACCUCAAACGGCCCAGCACGAGCGCCCUGGGCCUCAGCAACGGGCUUACGUGGGGCGACUGGGGCCCUAAGGAGUUCUGUCCGGACGGCAGCUUCGUCCACGCCUUCGACACUAAGUACGAGACCUUUUCGUCAUCGGACGAGACUGGCCUGAACGCCGUCAAGCUCUUCUGCAGCACCCCGGCCCACCACGACACCGGUUACGUCACCUCCGUCAUCGGGGAAUACGGGGACUGGCAGGGCAUGAGGAUCUGCGAGAACGGCUUCGCGACUGGCAUGCGAGGUCAGGUCGUCCCCGAACAAGGCCUCUUUACAGAUGACCUCGCUGUGGUGAACCUUGAACUCACCUGCAACUACGGCAACGAGACUCUGGUUGGGGUUGACCACGCGUCUGAUCUCGGUGUCUGGAGUGCACAGACUGCUUGCAACGCUGGUUCUGCAAUCUGUGGUCUGGAGGUUCGUUAUGAAAAGCCAAACGUGGGUGACGAUUCUGGAGUUACCGACUUUGUCUUCUUCUGCUGCGCCGUCUAAGACUUUUCCUCUCCCUCUCCUCUACCAUUUCCCUUCUCCCUCCUUUCUAAGACUGUAUUUUUCCCCCAGUCUUUAUUCUUAUCCACUUAACUGUAAAGCUAUAUCUCAUUUUAUUAUGUAUCUUUUUCCCCUAGAUUUUUUUUUUUUUCUCUCUCUCUCCAGUUCCUUCAUUUCAUACUUUCUCUUAUUUCCUAAUAUUCCUCCUUCUCUUUCUCUCUCGUUUCCCUUCCUUUUCGUUCGGGAUCCGUGUGGAUAAAAAUCCCUGAUUCCGUUUUCUGUGCUGUUUGACGACAUUGCCUUUAUUGGGACAACUAUUGUGAUAUGAUAAAUAAAUAGAUGGUUGUGCU
Penaeus monodon (black tiger shrimp) is the source of this 981-nucleotide messenger RNA. Its product is annotated as vitelline membrane outer layer protein 1-like. The record is from RefSeq and is a predicted model, not a curated record. Bases 38 to 634 code for a protein of 198 amino acids. NCBI's taxonomy places the organism in Eukaryota, Metazoa, Arthropoda, Malacostraca, Decapoda, Penaeidae. The transcript is spliced from 6 exons.